Molecule: messenger RNA, 2547 nt
Organism: Coprinopsis cinerea okayama7#130
Lineage: Eukaryota; Fungi; Basidiomycota; Agaricomycetes; Agaricales; Psathyrellaceae
Product: eukaryotic translation initiation factor 2C 2
Exons: 23
Coding region: 1-2547 (848 amino acids)
Molecular function (GO): nucleic acid binding; protein binding
Source: RefSeq, a predicted model, not a curated record
AUGGAAAUCGCCCUUCCCAUUUUAGUUGCGGCGGACCCGCCAAUCAUGAAGCUUCCUUUGGCCAGAGCUCAUGAGAUCUUUGAGAAGCUUAAGGCAGAGGAACAGGGAACUUUCCAGUCCUUCAGCGCAUGGUUCGACGGUCGGGCUAUUAUGUACACCACUGCCAAGCUCCCUUUAGGUCCUUCGGAUUCCAAAGAGUUCGCUGUCCCUAUGGGAGCUCCUGGAGGCAAGAAACCGAAGAUCUUCAAAGUCACGAUUACGAAGACCAAUUUCGUCCAAGGAAGAUAUGCCCAUGACGAAACCAUUCAGAUGGGCGAAAUGGCCAUCAAUACUGCUUUACGCACCGUGGUUGCUCAAAAGUACACAUGCAACCGGAGAUCAUUCUUCACUGCUGAGGGUAGAAAGGCCAUUGGCGGGGGCUUGGAAGUCCGCCGUGGAUUUUUCCACUCUUACCGACCUUCCAUCAACGGGUAUCUCGUCAAUUUCGACGUAGCCACCACAGUCUUCUACGAGCCUGGGCCGCUCAUAUCGGCAUGCCUCAAGUUCUUUGGGCCCAACGACCUGGCAUUGCUCGAUCCCAAGAAGAGGUUCAAGGCGAGGGAGAAAAAAAUGCUGGAGAAGUUUUUCUACCACGUCAAGUUGAUCCCGACGCGUGGAAGCUUAUAUGCGAGAGGAAAGGAAGGGAAGGUUUUCACCUUUCGCAAGUUCUCCGCCAAAAGCGCCUCCGAAGAAACGUUCGAUAGGGAGAAGGAUGGAGUCAAGAAGAAGGUUUCCGUAGCAACCUACUUCAAGGAGCUCGGAAUCCCUCUGAAAUAUCCUGGUCUCGUCUGUGCUCAGGUUUCUGACACUGCUUUGGUUCCUAUCGAGCUACUGGACGUCGCUCACGGACAAUUCGCUCGAAUGGAAAUCACUCCAGACCAGACGAAAGCCGUCGUGGAGUUUUCGACGAUGCGCCCCCAGCAGCGAUUCGAGGAGAUUCAGAAGGGUUUUGAAGUUGUCGCCUAUGGACAAAGCGAAUACCUCCGUGGUUUAGGCAUCACGGUGGACAGCAACCCAAUCGAGGUGGAUGCUCGUGUUUUACAACCGCCUGCUGUCAAGUACGGAUUCAACAAGAAUGCGAACGUCGCCAAUGGGAAAUGGAAUUCACUCCAGAACAAGUUUGUCCAGCCAGCGCAGAUUACUGGAUUCGUAGUAGCAAUAUUCGAAUCCCAGCAGAGGUUCCCAGACAACAGCGUCAUAGAUAUGGCUGCCGGUUUUGUGAAAGCAGCCAGAGACUUCGGCGUCGUGGUCAGCAACCCGUCACCUGUUUACCAUUAUAUGAACCGCCCCAGGUCUGAAGCGGAUUUGGUGAACUCGCUCAAGGCGCUGGGGAAAGCCUAUGUCGAGAGGAGUGAGAAGGGAGGGAAGAAGGAGGGACCUACUCUAAUAUUCGCAGUCCUCCCUCCCAAUUCGGGCGAUAUCUACACCGGAGUCAAGCGCUUUGGGGACGUCACGAUGGGAAUCGCUACUCAGUGCUUGCUCUCGAAUAAAUGCAAGAAAGGAAACCAUCAAUAUUGGGCUAACGUUACUCUGAAAGUGAACGUCAAACUUGGCGGGAUCAAUUUCUACCCUGAGCUCCGGGGAGACAUUUUGGACCCCGCGAAACCCACCAUCAUUAUGGGUGCCGAUGCGAUCCACCCUCCACCAGGAGUGCGCGAUAAGCCUUCCGUCACCGCACUCGUGUCAAGCAUCGACUCCAAAUUGGCCCGAUACGUCGCCACGAGUCGCGUCCAGAAGGGUAGCGACAGUGGUAAAGGUGGCAGGGAGAUUAUCCUCGACAUGGAGGACAUGUGCGUUGAACUCUUCGAGAAAUGGAAAGAUUAUCAAAGUCGUAUGGAGAAACGACCUAACUCGUUGCCUUCGAGAUUGAUUAUGUAUCGAGACGGUGUCUCUGAAGGAGAGUUUCAGCAGGUCCUUGACCAUGAGCUGCCUAAGAUAAAAAAAGCAUGCAAAACUGCGAAGAUCAAUCCCAAGAUUACUCUAAUCAUCGUUGGGAAACGUCACCACCACCGGGGAAAGCCCAAAGACCUCAAAGAUGGCGAUUCUAUCAGCCACAAUCUCCCUGCAGGCACGACCAUCGACACUGAUAUAGUUCAUCCGUUGCAGAACGACUACUAUCAGUGGACCCAUGGCGGCCUGCUGGGUACCAGUAGACCCGGACACUACACUGUUUUAUACGAUGACAAUGGUCUGACACCGGAUGGUAUCCAAUCUCUGAGCUUCGGGUUGGCCCAUUCAUUCGCGCGUACCACGCGUUCCGUCUCAAUCCCCGCUCCUGUUUACUAUGCCGACAUCGUCUGCGAGCGCAAGACUAUCUAUAUGGACUACGAGAAGCUCAUGAGCGACCAAGGUAGCCAAGCUACAUCUGGCGCAGGCCCGACCCUGGAGGAUUUCAAGGCGGCGUACUCGAGGGUUCAUGCAGCGCAGUCCAAUCGAAUGUAUUUCAUGGUGAGUGGUGCUCCCUUCCGUGAAUUCCUCUCUGAAGCAUCAUUAUCGUUUAGUAAUUAA